Molecule: messenger RNA, 2850 nt
Organism: Thyridium curvatum
Lineage: Eukaryota; Fungi; Ascomycota; Sordariomycetes; Thyridiales; Thyridiaceae
Exons: 2
Coding region: 1-2850 (949 amino acids)
Cellular component (GO): cytoplasm
Source: RefSeq, a predicted model, not a curated record
AUGGUGAAACUCGAUUAUAGUCGGGACUACUACGCCGACUUGGAGCUCUCUCCUACGGCUGAUGUCAACGACGUCAAGAAGCAGUUCAGAAAACUAGCUCUCAAAUAUCAUCCCGACCGCAAUCCUGGUCGCGAAGCCGAAGUGAACUCGAGAUUCCAGACUAUCCAGUCUGCACACGAAGUCUUGACGAGCCCAGACCAAAAGACCAAGUACGAUACCCACCGUCGGUCUCGUUACCCUAGCGCUUCUGGCGUCAAGGGAAACCCAUGGCAAAACGUGUCGUCUCAGUUCCCUACGCCGCCGAAGCGGCCGCCGAUGAAUCGCAAGACGACCUCGGGAGCGCAGCGAUACUCGAGCUUUGGCGUACCGCCCACGGCCAAGUCGGCAAGGGAGGACCCCAACACCCGAUACCAAGCAUGGGAAGACAUGAGGCCCAAGUCCAAGGGAAAGACAGGACCUGCGCCGACCGCACCCCGCACACCACGAACAGAGUCUUCUCGCCCACAGAACCCGACGAGGCCCGAGCCGAGGACAAUGCCGCGCACGGCAUCUCAACAGCAGAAGGCGAAUGCUUCCUUUGGCACGGCGCGACGGCAAGGCUUUGUGCCGCGUUCCCCUGGGCCAGAUGAGCCUCCAGUAGCAAGCAGCAACUACUUCACGACCAGGUACCAACCCAGUCUGUUCAACGAUCUUUCUGCAAAUUCGGCAUUCAAAACUCAACGGACCGCAUCCGGGACGAACGCGGCAAACAUGUUCCGUGAUUCGACAAUCGACCCCCGUCAGAGCACCCCGUACCAGACACAUGGUGGAGAGAAGACGAAUCCUUUUGACGGUGCGGACAUCCGCCGUUCGGGAAGCACUCGAGAGCCUCCGCGGAGACAGCAGAAUGCUGCCAAUACAGGGCGCGCCAGGAGCUCAAGCGUCCCUGACAUCCCCGACUCGCCUACUCCUGCUCCGAGGAAGAGCGCCACUCGCCAGCAGGAAGACCCGAAUGCGAAAUUCGCUGGUGUCUCGUCCUCGACUUCAAAAUUCGGCGAGAGGUACCGGCCUCAGUCUCAAACCCAGCCGUCUAUGAAGGCUUUUACGGCCCCGAAUAGCUCGACAACGUCACUCGGCAGUGAUUCUGGUGAGUUUGGCUUCCCCAUUUCGCCUUGUAUCGGCCAUGCUAACAAGGUCGCAGCGACUGUCAACGGAGGCAACGGCCCAUCCGCGCAAAAGGAUGACCCUUCAGUGUAUGCUACACCGCUUGCUUUCAGUUACCCCUCUCCCUAUCCAGUCAACCCAGGUAAAGAAAAUACACGGCAACCCAAGGUUGCCAGCGCCAAACCUGCGGGCAACAACAAACCAGCUCAACCUGCUCCGAACACGCCCGAGUGUGAUCCCCAAACAUCACCAAGUGGACGUACGGGAAGCUCGGAGCGUGUUCUGAACCCUUUCGAGCAGACAAUGUUCGAUGUGCUGUCUCAUCUUGCCAGCCCACCUGCCGCCAAUUCAACUGCGCCUUCGGAUCUACGUUCUUCUUCCACACCUGUUCCACCAACUGCCGCAGAGCCUCGUCAAGCUGACAAUAGCACUUCUUCCAGCUUCUCAUUCCACGUCGACAACGAAACCUUUACCAGAACCACGCCUGAUCCUGCUCGCUUUUCUCGCAGUAGUGCCGAUAAUAUCAACACUAGGUUUGUUGCAGAAGAGCACGCCAAUGCUGACUGGAAAUUCAAUGCGGGAGGUGGCGUCCCCCUGAAUGGAAGCCCUAUCCCCCCCAAUCGUCGAUCGCAGUCUGGUAGCCGCCUCGGACGACGGUCGCCGGCAAAGGACCGCGCGAGGCCAAAGCCAGCAUCAGUAAACGAGCAGGAUGAGACCAACGGUGAUGCCCAGACGAGUGGGUUUAACGCUGGCGAAUGGACAGACAAGAUCGGAAACGAGCACUUCUUUGCACCUCAACGGCAGCAGACUUCCACGUCCCCGACACGGAAUGCGCGACCGCUCAAGAAGCCUCGACCUGUACGGGCGACGAUGGGUACUGCUGGGCUUGUUGACGAGGACGAGACCUCGAGCGAGGAGAGGACGCGCCCUGGAACGGGCACGGGCAGCGCGAGUGGUGUUGAGAGCCCUUCAGCUAUGGACAUUGACCCGCCUAUGCCUCCGCCGCCGGCUGCGGCUAGCGGCAGCGCACCACAGAAUGCCAACGGUGCUCGUAAUAUACCCGUGGAGCCUGAGCGCCCUGACUGGAGGGCAGGCAAUGCUGCGGGACUCAAGUCCAAGGCAGGCGCGAGUAUCAACCUACCUGCGAACAAUGCAGCAGGCUCGGAGGAUACAGAUGACUUCCGGGCGAGUUUUGCGGAUCUCAAAAAGACGGAGCCCUUCGCCCCCUCGGCGACGGGCCUGAACUCUUUCCAGGACCUCAAAUCCAACCUGCCCUUCGAGAGUAAAGCGUCGGCCACGGCACCCGUCCCGAAGCCGAAGCCCUCUCGCAUCAACUUUCCGGUACCGCCGCCGGCGCCACCCCCUCCGGCGGCCCUCGCGGUACCGGGCCUCAAGCCUAGCGCUGGGGCCUGGGAGAAGUAUGUCUGGCAAUUCGGCGACUACAUGCAGGAGUGGGCUACCUUUAACAACCGGUACGUCGACCACUUCCAGGCCCGUCGCAACACGUUCGAGAAGCAGCGGAGGGGCAGCAACGGGACCAAGGGCGGGUUCGCGUGGCUGGCGACCAAGGGCGACGACGGGAUCCGCGAGUACCUCGGCUGGAUGGAGCAGGACCGGGAGGUGCGGACCAAGUGGGCGGCGGCGGCGAGCGAGCACGAGAUGCACGUCCGCGAGUUCAUGGCGCACCGGGACCGGAUGAAGCAGUGA